AUGGCUUCGGAUGAAGCGGGGACGCCAAGCCGUCUUCGCUCUUGGCUCUCUUUCCGCCGGCGCCGAUCACGACCAGGCAGCUCCGGGUCUAUCGAUACCUCGAGCUCUACGUUAACCGCCAACUCGGAACACGAGAUCACCCCGGCGACUUCGAAUUCUUCUGCCAACACCUCUCCCUCAAUAUCUCCUCAGACGAAAGACUCCAAGAUGCCUUUUCGCCAGAGGAUGGCCCGCCACUUUGGCGAUUCUCUUGCGCCCGAAAAGCCAUAUCUUAGCUAUUACGAUGUUCUCCUUACGGCCGAAGAUAUCAAGUCUCUGAAGCAUGACUGGUUGACCGACAACAACAUCGCCUUCUGGGAGGAGUACCUCGAGCGCGAAACACUUCCUCGGUAUCCCCAAGCACGCAUUGUCCUCCUCCGCCCUAGUAUGACGUUCCUCCUCAUGAAGGAGCCUGACUUGCGCUUGGUCCGAUCCGCCCUCCCCGAUUUCUCCAAGGUCACACACAUUUUCCUGCCCAUCAACGACAACCGUAAUGUGGGUGUCGCUGAGGGUGGUAGCCACUGGUCACUACUCCUCGUCUCGACUCUUGAUGGUGUGGCCUUCCAUUACGACUCUCUUGGCGGUGCCAACUAUGCCGAGGCUAACCUUGCUACGCGCAAGCUUGCCACGGUGCUGCAGCGACCUCUGCGAUUCAUCAACCUCGAAGAUUGCCCUCAGCAGGAGAACGGAAGCGACUGCGGUGUCUUUGUUUGCCUAUUGAUGCGACAUCUCCUAGUCAAGCGCCUUCUCUGCGCUAAUGCCCGCGAGAAGGUGUCCAUGAGCAUGGGCGGAAAAAUGGUCGAUAGUUACGGCGGCCGCAAGGAGAUGCUUCGCAUCAUUGAGAACCUUCGCAAGGAGGGUGAACGCAGGCGAUCGAGAAGCGCCAGCCCGUUCACGAACAACAAGACGCCUCCGCGGAUCGAAUAG
Molecule: messenger RNA, 966 nt
Organism: Fusarium falciforme
Lineage: Eukaryota; Fungi; Ascomycota; Sordariomycetes; Hypocreales; Nectriaceae
Product: ULP-PROTEASE domain-containing protein
Exons: 4
Coding region: 1-966 (321 amino acids)
Biological process (GO): proteolysis
Molecular function (GO): cysteine-type peptidase activity; deNEDDylase activity
Source: RefSeq, a predicted model, not a curated record